AUGACGACCUCCGCAAUCUUCGAGAAGCUGGCAUUGCACGCGCCACACCUGUCCGGCCGAUAUGUGAUCCCUGCCUUGCCCGCCUUCGUAUACGGGACGGCGUGGAAAAAAGAGGCUACGGCUGACCUCGUCUACCAGGCCCUCUGCAACGAUUUCACGGCCAUUGAUACUGCCGCUCAACCCAAACACUACCGAGAAGAUCUGGUCGCAGCUGGGAUAUCCCGGGCAAUCAAGGAUGGCAAGAUCAAGCGAUCUGAAGUAUACAUCCAGACCAAGUUCACCAGCGUGGGCGGUCAAGAUGUAGAGAAUAUGCCCUACGACCCCAAGAGCCCCCUUCCAGAGCAGGUAAAUGCGUCGGUCAUGUCGUCCCUCAAGAACUUCAAUUUCGCAGACGUGGUCCAGGGAGACGACAUGGCAGAGCCCUAUAUUGAUACGCUCGUUCUACAUUCACCGAUGUCGACCAUCCAGGAGACCGUGGAAGUCUGGCAGACUUUGGAGCAGUAUGUGCCCAACGAGAUACGCAACCUGGGCAUCUCCAACUGCAACCUGUUCACGUUGAUGGAUAUCUACGAGCGCGUCCGCAUCAAGCCGAGCGUGGUCCAGAACCGUUUUUACCCCAACACCAAGUUUGACAUUGGAGUGCGCCAGUUCUGUCGGGAGCAGAACAUCAUCUAUCAGAGCUUCUGGACAUUGUCAGCCAAUCCGAAACUCGUCUGGUCGAAUGAAGCGGGUGCUUUGGCGAACCAGCUUGGCAUCAGCCCCCAGUCGGCCUUGUACUGUUUGGUGCUGGGGUUGGGGAGUGUAACGGUGCUCAAUGGGACCAAGAGCGCUCAGCACAUGCAGGAGGAUUGGAGAGCUGUGAAGGUGGUGAAGGAUUAUGCACAAUCUCACCCUGAACAAUGGGACAAGACCAUGACAAGAUUUCGACAAUUGAUCGGACAGCCGAAGCCUUGA
Fonsecaea erecta is the source of this 954-nucleotide messenger RNA. RefSeq lists its product as hypothetical. Gene Ontology annotation, cellular component: cytosol. NCBI's taxonomy places the organism in Eukaryota, Fungi, Ascomycota, Eurotiomycetes, Chaetothyriales, Herpotrichiellaceae. Bases 1 to 954 code for a protein of 317 amino acids. The transcript has a single exon. The record is from RefSeq and is a predicted model, not a curated record. Gene Ontology annotation, molecular function: aldose reductase (NADPH) activity.